ACUGGGCCUGAACGGCGGCAGCAGUGGUGGGGGCAGUGGGGGCGAGGGCAGCAGCAGCAAAGACACGACCACCACCACCACACACCACUUUGUCCGACGGCGCUCCACGCGGCAUCGCAACUACAUGAGCCGGGCUCAGCUACACGACGCAGUGGAAUUGCCAGAUGGCUACGAGCAACGCACCACACUUCAAGGCCAGGUCUACUUUCUGCACACACGCACUGGAGUCAGCACUUGGCACGACCCACGGGUGCCGAGACAAGUAGGCAUGGAGUUUCGUGAUGAAGAUCUGGGCGUCAUGCCUGAAGGGUGGGAGGUUCGGAUGACACCCAGCGGCAGGGUCUACUUUGUGGACCACAACAACCGCACCACGCAGUUCACCGACCCCAGGCUCUCGCAGAACCUGCACCUCAUACAGGAGAGAUUAAAAAGCCCGAGCCAGGACAAGGAGAACGAGCAGCCGAACCUCCCCAAGUACAAGCGGGACCUGGUGCAGAAGAUGAAGGUGCUCAAGCAGGAGAUCAGCGCGCUGCAGCCUCAGGCCGGUCACUGCAGGCUGGAGGUCAGCCGCGAGGAGGUCUUUGAGGACUCGUAUCGUCAAGUGAUGAAGAUGAGAUCCAAAGACUUGCGCAAACGUCUCAUGGUGAAGUUCAGGGCAGAGGAGGGCCUGGAUUAUGGUGGUGUUGCGAGAGAAUGGUUCUACCUCCUGUCCCAUGAGAUGUUGAACCCGUACUACGGCCUCUUCCAGUACUCCAGGGAUGACAUCUACACCCUGCAGAUCAACCCAGACUCAGGGGUCAACCCGGAGCAUCUUUCCUAUUUCCACUUUGUGGGUCGCAUCAUCGGAAUGGCAAUCUUCCACGGGCAUUACCUGGACGGAGGCUUCACCAUGCCCUUCUACAAGCAGCUGCUGGGCAAGCCCGUCACGCUGGACGACCUGGAGAGCGUGGACCCUCACCUGCACCGCAGCUUGUGCUGGAUGCUGGAGAACAACAUUGAGAACGUUCUUGAUCACACCUUCUCUGUGGAGCACGACUCUUUUGGCUGCAUGCAAGAAUACGAACUCAAACCUGGUGGCACAGAGAUCACAGUGACGGAAGAGAAUAAACGAGAAUACGUCAAACUGUACGUUCAGUGGCGGUUCAUGCGGGGGAUCGAGGCGCAGUUCCUGUCCUUGCAGAAGGGCUUCAACGAGAUCAUUCCCCAGCACCUGCUGCGGCCGUUCGACGAGCGCGAGCUGGAGCUGAUGAUUGGCGGGCUGGGCAAGAUCGACCUGGACGACUGGAAGAAGCACACGCGCCUCAAGCACUGCACGGCCGAGACCAACAUCGUGCGCUGGUUCUGGCGGGCCGUGGACGGCUUCGACGACGAGAUGAGGGCACGUCUGCUGCAGUUUGUUACUGGCAGCUCUCGCGUGCCGCUGCAGGGAUUCAAGGCUCUGCAAGGUUCCACAGGUGCGGCUGGCCCGCGGCUUUUCACAAUCCACCAAGUGGACAUCUGCACAGACAACCUACCCAAGGCACACACAUGCUUCAACCGAUUGGACAUCCCUCCAUAUGAGAACUUUGAAAAAUUUCUCUCCAAAUUGACUUGUGCUGUGGAAGAAACCUGUGGAUUCGCAGUGGAGUGAAUUCUAGAGGAGUACUGUGUAUAUUCGAAUUAUAGAAAUGCUGGAUGAAAGUGCUCACACAAAAAGAGUGCCCGUUUUACCCCGAGGUGGACAAAUAAUGGGAGAUGACCGUGUCUGUUUCCUGCCUGCCCUUGUGGUGUGUGUGUGUACAUUAAUGGGACGUCAUACACUGCAGUCUAGGCAUCGUGGAUGAUGGUUACAAACGAGAGAGGGGAAAACUUUACAGGAAUGCAUUUUAUUACACGGUGGUAUAGACAUGGCAUUCUGUGAGAGCCCUCGGUUUUUUAGAAUUAAGUUUUUUCUGUCGGUCAUGCUGCAGUGAGGAGGGUCUAGGCCGUGCUUUAAAAAUCUGUUUUUCUUCCUGCUGCAAGAACUUUCUCUCCCCCCCAUAUGAGAAGCAGCACGGGCGGAGAACGUUGCACGUAAUUUAUGAACGCUGAAUGACGUGCAGCUCAAGCAAAAUGUGUCGAUCUGUUCUUCGAGCCUGUUGGAUUAUACAAUACCCGAUUGCUGAUGUGUGCAAUACCUGAUUGGCUGGAGCCAGCAAAUGUUCUUUAAAAAAUCCUGGUGUGAUUUUCUUUUUUUUUUCCCUCUUUAGUGAAAGCCUGUGACUGUUUUGUAGUUAUGUUUCCUCUCACACUACACUGUUGUCUGGAGCCUGUCACAAACUUGCAGCCGUUGAUGCUAGUGUGCCCAGUUCUUAUCUCCCUCACUACACACAUACACGCACGCACACGCACGCACACACACACACACACACACACACACACACACUGAAUGC
Molecule: messenger RNA, 2411 nt
Organism: Aplysia californica (California sea hare)
Lineage: Eukaryota; Metazoa; Mollusca; Gastropoda; Aplysiida; Aplysiidae
Product: E3 ubiquitin-protein ligase SMURF2
Biological process (GO): ubiquitin-dependent protein catabolic process; negative regulation of BMP signaling pathway
Molecular function (GO): ubiquitin-protein transferase activity; protein binding
Source: RefSeq, a predicted model, not a curated record